Trichoplusia ni (cabbage looper) is the source of this 1988-nucleotide messenger RNA. Its product is annotated as glucose dehydrogenase [FAD, quinone]-like. Gene Ontology annotation, molecular function: flavin adenine dinucleotide binding; ecdysone oxidase activity. Bases 78 to 1928 code for a protein of 616 amino acids. NCBI's taxonomy places the organism in Eukaryota, Metazoa, Arthropoda, Insecta, Lepidoptera, Noctuidae. The record is from RefSeq and is a predicted model, not a curated record. The transcript is spliced from 4 exons.
UUCUUAUUAAACAUCAGUUGUAUAAAUUGCUGAUAUUGUAAUGAUAAUGUUCACUUGCAGUUGACCAAUAACCAGAAAUGGCGUCUUGCUUCAGCAACGCGCCGUGUCUGACCCCGACGAACGGAGCGGCGCCACUGGCGUACGCAACAGCUCUCCAAUAUUUCGCGGCUGCACAGUGCUUCCUAACCCACAACCUCCUACCAGAAGCCAAGCUUAAAAAUCACGAUACAUUUGACUUCAUAGUUGUUGGAGCAGGGUCUGCAGGGAGUGUAGUUGCUAGUCGACUGAGUGAAAAUAAAAACUACAAUGUUCUGCUCAUAGAAGCAGGUGGCGACGCUCCUCUUGAAUCUGAUAUCCCUGGUUUUGUCGGGUCUUUGUACGAAUCGGACUACGAUUGGAAAUAUCAUACAGAGAACGAUGGAAGAACAAGUCAAGCAAUUAUAAACGGAACUGUAGGCUGGAACAAGGGAAAAAUGUUUGGUGGAAGUAGCAGCAUGAAUUCCAUGUACUAUGUGCGAGGCGAUGAUCAAGAUUAUCAAACCUGGUACGACCAAGGGAAUAAGGAAUGGAGCGUCGAUGAAGUAAAACGAUGCUUUAAAAAGUCAGAGAACCUCCUAGAUAAAGAAAGAUUAAGUAAUCCUAAAAUCAGUGAGUUCUAUGGUCACGAUGGUCCACUCAAUGUUAAUAGAUUCAACAGCACUUUCAAUGAAUACAUAGCUAAGAUUUUGGAGGCGUGGGAAGAGAUCGGCUUUAGAAAUGUUCCCGAUUUAAAUAUAGAAAAUGUUAACACCUCCGGAUACUUGCUUGCUUCUGCAACUGGCGGUGUGCGCCAAAGUACAAGUAAAGCCUAUGUGAUACCAGCAGAAAAGCGAUCUAAUUUGAAAAUCCUUAAACAUUCUUUAGUAACCAAAGUGUUGAUUAAUAAAAAAAAUAAGAAAACGGAGGGCGUAGAAGUGGAAAAAGGUGGCAAAAAAUAUGUAUUUUAUACGAAAAGAGAAGUUAUAGUAAGUGCUGGUUCAGUAGCCUCUCCUCAACUUUUAAUGUUAUCAGGUGUGGGCAAUGCAGAUCAUCUUUCAGAAAAAGGGAUUACUCCUAUUGUUCACUCACCAAAUGUUGGGCAAAACGUUCAAGAUCACGCUGUAGUUCCAAUAUUUAUAUUCUCUGACGAACCAAAUGAAUCAUCAUUGCCCGAGAAAUAUCUUAGUUAUGUAGACUACCUGGUUACACGUGCAGGUCCUUUAGCUCACGAUGAUAUAGGUACAGAUGCUAGUGCAUUCUACACAACUGUUGAAGGAGCUACUUACCCAAACAUCCAAACCAUUUUGGUGGUAUACCCUAAAAACACUCCUGGAUUGAAAGAAGGUUUCAGUCACUCUUUCCGUUACAACGACACAAUUAUGGACGAUAUUGUAGAACUGAACAAAGAUCACGGUAUUUAUCUAUUUGUAUUGAAUCUUUUACAUCCUGUAUCCAGAGGACAUAUAUCUCUUAAAAGUAAAAACCCUCACGACGCUCCUCUUAUUUACGCAAAUUACUUAUCAGACGAAACAGAUGUUGAGACUAUUGUUAAAGCACUGAAAAUGUCAAGUAAAAUAGUAGAUACAGAAUACUUCAAAUCCAUUAAUGCGUUUUUGGGAAGAAUGAAUAUUCCGGCGUGCAAUGAGCUUGAAUUAGACAGUGACGAAUAUUGGAGAUGCGUUAGUAUUAAUGUAGUGUCUACACUGUGGCACCCCGUGAGGUCCUGCAUGAUGGGGACUGAUAUCAGUAACUCAGUGGUGGACAGCCGGUUAAGAGUUCAUGGAGUCAAAGGCUUGCGUGUGGUUGACGCAAGUGUGAUACCCAGUACUACAAGUGGUAACACUAACGCUCCCACUAUCAUGAUUGGAGAAAGGGGUUCAGAGCUUAUAUUAGAAGACAAUAACUACUAAACAAUAAAUAAUGCUGGAACUGCAAAUCUUGCACAUUCUACAAUAAACAAAUAAAUCUUA